CAUACAGUCUUCGGUUUGGACACGUCCCAUCCCAUGCCUGGGCUCUGUGGAACAAGGAACUCAAGCAUGGAGAAGGAUUGGGGCUUACUUGGCUUCCUUUUUUUUUCAUUAUGUUUUCUCUUCAGCAAUGGCCAAAACAUUGAGUGUACACAGGAGACUGUGGCUGACAUUGUAUUCCUGGUGGAUGGCUCUUCCAGCAUCAAGCAGGAAAACUUCCAAGAAAUCCGUGAAUUCCUCUCCUCACUUGUAGAGAGCUUUGAUGUUGCCCCUGACAAGAUCAGGAUCGGUCUGGUCCAGUACAGUGACACACCGCAUACUGAGUUUUCCCUUAACACUUUCCAGAACAAACAGGAAAUUCUCAGCUACAUCCAAAACUUGCAAUAUAAAACCGGCCAGGCAUUUACCGGUCAGGGUUUGGAGUUCAUUCUGAAACAACACUUUAUUGAAAAAGCCGGAAGUCGAGCUCAGCAGAAUGUUCCUCAGAUUGCCAUUGUUAUCACAGAUGGUCAUUCUCAAGAUGAGGUUGAGUCACAGGCUCAGGAGCUGAGGCAAAGGGGAAUCAAAAUAUUCGCCAUAGGGAUCAAAGAUGCAAACGAGGCGUUACUCAGACAGAUCGCAAGCGAGCCGUAUGAUCAGCAUGUCUACACCGUAUCAAACUUUGCAGCUCUGCAGGAAAUCUCUCAGAAUGUAAUCCUGAAAGUGUGUACCACUGUAGAGAAAACACACAAAGAGGUCAUCCAGAUGUCAAGAGGCUGCAAUGAAACUGCUCAGGCAGACAUUGUGCUCCUUGUGGACUCAUCUGGUAGCAUUGGAGACAGCGAUUUUGAAGAAAUGAGGAAGUUCCUCCAUGCCUUUGUGGACAGUUUUAAUCUUACACCCAACAAAGUGAAAGUGGGACUUGCCCAGUUCAGUGAUAGACCGUACCAAGAGUUCCUGCUUGGUGACUAUUUAGAUAAGAGAGACCUGCACCAAAAGCUGAAUCGUCUCAUCUACCAUAGAGGAGGCACCAACACUGGUCAGGCCCUGACAUUUAUCCGUGAUAAUUACUUUAGCCUGGCCAGACAAAAUGUUCCUGGCAUUGCCAUAGUCAUCACAGAUGGAGAAUCACGUGAUGAUGUGGAGGAACCUUCCCAGAAACUGCGCAACCUGGGCGUUUUCAUCUUUGUCAUCCGGGUGGGAAAAGGCAACAUGGAAAAACUGCGUGCUAUUGCUAAUAUCCCUCAUGAAGAGUUCUUAUUCAGUAUCAACAGUUAUCAAGAACUGCAAGGUCUAAAAGAAAGUCUACGCAACAAAGUGUGCUUUACUGUGACCCUCCAGUCAGAAGCUUUUGUGCCAAAAUUUGCUGAUCUGUUCAUACUGGUUGAUAGUUCACCAUCUAGACAAGAGCAGCUAACAAAGAAUUUCCUCUCAAGACUGGUCACGCAGCUCAACGUGGGAAAGGUCUAUAAUCGUAUCGGCCUGGCUCAAUACAGUGAAAAUGUCAAAGAGGAGUUCCUGCUAAAUAAUAAUAAGACCAAGAAUGAGAUAGUGUCAUCUAUUCGCAACCUUAUUCUGAGGCCUACGGGGGAGCGUAGAAUUGGCAAUGCAAUUGAAUAUGCUCAUAAAAAUUUCUUUACUAGUGCCGCUGGAAGCCGCGUCUCUGAAGGAUUUAAGCGGUUUCUGUUAGUCAUUUCAGCUGGAGAAUCAGCCGAUGGUGUCAUCCAAGCAUCCCGCACGAUCAAAAAAGAUGCGGUAACAGUUUUUGCUGUAGGCUUGAGCAGAGCUGAUGCAGAUGAGAUGAAGUAUAUCUCUAGUCAACCACACAGCUACAAGUUAGUAGGUAACAUCCAACAAGUGCAACAGAAAAUUAAGUCUGCCAUUGACACAUGGGAAGAUGCUACAGUUGCAAGGGAGUGCACGUUUGAUGUGGUGGCAGAUAUCGCUUUUAUUGUUGAUCAAUCCAGCAGUAUCAGAUCCAAAAACUUCCAACUUGUGCGUGACUUUCUCGAGAACACCAUCGGAGGUCUUGAUGUGGGUGAAGGAAAAAUUAAAAUAGCUGUGGUCCUGUAUAGUGACUUUCCUCGAGCCGAUGUGUACUUUAACACCUUCAGUGAUAAGACUGACAUCUUGCGCUACAUUAACAACAUGCCAUAUGGUCGUGGUAAAACAUACACCGGAGCUGCUCUCAGGUUUGCCAAAGAGCGUGUGUUCACCAAAGCAAGAGGCAGCAGAAGAGAUCAGCAUGUUCAGCAAGUUGCUGUUGUUAUCACUGAUGGAAAGUCAACAGAUAAAGUGGCCAGUGCUGCUGCAGCAUUGCGGCGAUCAGGCGUCACUGUAUUUGCGCUUGGUAUCAAAGACACUGAGGAGGAUGACUUGAGAGAGAUUGCAUCCUAUCCACAUAAGAAGUUUGUAUUCAGUGUGGAAGACUUUGACAAACUAAAUUCACUUUCAAAUAUUUUAACCAAAACACUUUGCAAUGAAAUCACAGAUUCCAUCAUACCUAGAGCCUCACAGACCUUUGUGUUACAAGAUUGCAAGAAGACAAUGAAAGCAGACAUAUACUUUCUUCUGGAUGAAUCAGGAAGUAUAGCCUAUGAAGAAUUUGAUGAUAUGAAGAACUUUACUAAGAAAUGGAUUGAGGCAUUUGAGGUUGGAAAAAACCAUGUGCGCUUCGGGUUGGUGAAGUUUGCAAGCCGUGCAACCACAGUUUUCCGAUUACAUGAAUAUAACACAAAAGCUGAAAUUGAGAAGGCAGUGAAUGCCCUCAGAAUGGAGGGAGGGGGCACCAGAACUGAUCUGGGCUUGAGAAAAAUGAUCCCACUCUUUGAAGAAGCAGUACAAACACGAGGGGAAAAGGUUCAUAAGAUCCUAAUUGUCAUCACAGAUGGUGAGUCAAGUGGAACAGAAGAGUCAGUAGAAGUCCCUGCUAAACGUCUGAGAGCUGAACAGAAUGUCAAUAUUUAUGCUAUUGGAGUGAAAAAUGCAUCGGUGCCAGAGCUCGAAUUAAUAUCUGGCAGCAUUCAAAGAACAUUUUAUGUCAAAAACUAUGAUUUCCUCGACGAAAUCAAGAAAGAGAUCAUUACGGAAAUAUGUUCCUUUGAAGGCUGUGAAGGUCUUUUUGCAGAUGUUGUCUUUCUUCUUGAUGGAUCAGAAAGUGUUAGUGCUAUGGACUUUGAAAAUAUGAAGGACAUAAUGAAGCUUAUGAUUGAUAAGUUUGCAAUUGGACCAGACAAAGAGCGGGUUGCGGUUGUUCAGUAUGGCACAAACCCAGUUGAGGAGUUUUUCUUAAAUAGAUUUGAUGAUAAAGCUCUUUUAUUACAGGAAAUCAGAAAUAUCAAACAGAGACAUGGUAAAACAUAUACUGGAAAAGCACUUAGAGAAGUAUUGCAGUCAUUUGACAUUUCUAAAGGAGGAAGAUCCAAUGCUAUAAAGUUCUUGAUAGUUCUUACGGAUGGAGAGAGUUGGGAUGAUGUAGCUGAGCCUGCAAAAGUCUUAAGAGACAACUCCAUCAACAUUAAUGCCGUUGGUAUGACACAUGCAAAUAGAUCUCAGAUUCUUGCCAUUGCUGGAUCCCAUGACGGAGUGUUCUUUGAAGAUGCAGUUCUGUCCUCAAAAGAAUUAAGCAAUGAUGUCCUUCUCAAGAUCUGCAACACAGAAUGCAAGACAUCGGAACUGAUUGACAUAAUCUUCCUUGUUGACGCCUCUGGAAGUGCCAAUAAAGAUGGUUUUCAGGAAAUGAUAAACUUAAUGAAAUAUGCAGUUAGCAAAUCUGUGGUUGGAGAAAAACGGGUACGAUUUGGCGCCAUCACCUACUCUAAUAUCCCUCGUUCAGAGUUCACACUCAAUCAGUACUACAGUCAAACUGAUAUUCUGAGGGUUAUCUCAAACCUGAAAGCUUCAGGAGGAAGCAGAAACACAGCCCAAGCCUUGAACUAUGCACUCUCAUUCUUUGGUGCUACAUAUGGUGGACGACGAGCAAAGAAUGUUCCUCAAGUGUUAUUCUUGAUAACAGACGGCAAGGUUAAUGACUUAAGUGGUCUGGCUACAUGGCCGGAUUCACUGGCAUAUUCAGAAGUCAGCUUUUUUGCUAUUGGUACCGAAGAUGCCGAUGAACAACAGCUAAAGGAGAUGGUGGGAAAGAAAGGAAGAGUGCACUAUGCAAAGACCUACAAUGAUAUGCCUGGGCUGCAAAAACGGAUCACCCAAGAGCUCUGCAAUCUUACCAAACCAAUUUGUGAGAUGGAGGUAUCAGACCUUGUUUUUUUAAUUGAUGGAUCAGAGUCUAUUAAAGCUCAAAGUUGGGUUACUCUCAAACAAACCAUGAUUGACAUUGUGAAGGAGCUGGAUGUUGCUCAAGACAAAUGGCGAGUGGGUAUUGCCCAAUUCAGUCGUGACUUCCAGAAGGAAUUUUACCUAAACGACUACACUAGUUUUGCAGAAGUGGAGAAAGCUAUAAACAAAAUUGUACAACAAAAGCAGGGGACAGGUACUUGGGACGCCCUGAGAAAUGUUAGAUACUUUUUCACAAAAGAGAAUGGUUCCAGAAUAGAUGAAGGAGUCGCUCAGAAUCUUCUGCUGAUCACAGACGGAGAGGCUAAUGAUCCAAAAGACUUGAAUGCAUUAACGUAUCUCAGAAACAAGAACAUUGAAAUAACUGUUAUUGGGGUUGGCAAUGAAAUAAAGAAAUCUGAGCUUCUUGAAAUAGCUGGAACACCUGAUCGGGUCCUUAUUGAGACUUUUGAAGGCCUUGAACUUAAGAAAACCGUCAGGAGAGUGUUGGAUAUAUUGUGUAAAGACAUACCAAAACCACCUGCCCCAUGUGACUGCGAUAUUGACAUUGCCUUUGGGUUUGAUGUGCCCAGACGAAUCACGCAAACUCUGUUGACACCUCAGGUGGAACUGUUGGUUACUGCAGCCAUUGAACAUAUCUCCACGAUGGGUCAUGUAAACUGCAUUGAAAAUAACAAUAGCACAACUAGAUUUGGCUAUAGGCUUGUGUCUGGACAAGAUGGGAAGAUUCUGGAGGAUUUUCAAUUUGAGAAAUACAGCAAGGAUGUGGUCAAGAAAGUGAUGGUGUUGCGACCUACGGCAGCCCUGGCUUUCAAUGAGCUUCUGUUAGAUUCUUUCAGAGAAAAAUUUGUCCAGUCCAAAGCCACUGCAAAGGUUUUGAUAAUCUUCACAGAUGGGUUGGAUGAUAGCGUUCAGAAUUUGAUGCAGAGUUCAGAGAGACUUAAGAAAAAUGGAAUUAGUGCACUGCUGAUUGUGUCUUUGGAGGGAAUAAUUGAUGUUCAUCAGCUGGAAUUUGGCAGAGGUUUUAGCUACAUGCAGCCACUGACCGUCAACAUGCUAAAUUUAGGCAGCGCUCUUAUGAAACAGAUUGAAACAGUGGCACUGAGGCAAUGCUGUAAUGUACCUUGUGCAUGCAUCGGUAUAGAUGGACCACGAGGACCCCCUGGACCCCCGAAUCAGAAGGGCAUUACUGGUCAAAAAGGUCAUCCUGGAUAUCCGGGAGAUGAAGGUAGUAUGGGAGAUCGAGGACCACCAGGGCUGAAUGGAACUCGGGGACACAACGGUUGCCCUGGAAACAGAGGAAUCAAGGGCCAUAGAGGCUACAAUGGAAAUAAAGGAGAAGAUGGAGAGGAUGGGCUGGAUGGUGUGGAUGGAGAACAGGGUGAUGUUGGCCUGAAUGGGCUUCCAGGACUUAAAGGAGACCCGGGCAGUGCUGGUGUGAAAGGUUUUAAAGGCACCCCUGGAUAUAAGGGACAAAGCGGAGUGAGAGGAGAUCCCGGUGCACCAGGAAUAGAAAACACUGUUCAAGGACCAAAAGGAGUGGGAGGAAAUAGUGGGCUCCCUGGUGACGAGGGGAAUGUUGGACCCCCGGGUAUACAUGGAGAUAAUGGUGAUCCUGGUGCUCCAGGAAGAAAAGGCCCACCAGGAUUGCCGGGUGAGUCUUCAUAUGAAAAAGGAGAAGAUGGACAGCCAGGGCAUUCUGGUCACCCUGGACAAGUGGGACAACCAGGCCAAAAAGGAUCUCAAGGAGACGACGGUCUUCCAGGUGCACCUGGAAUCCAGGGUCCCUUUGGCGCACCUGGAACUGAAGGUUCAAAGGGAGGUCGAGGACCCAGAGGGCCAAGGGGCCCCCCAGGUGAUCCAGGGCCGAAGGGAACGCUGGGACGAGAGGGAUUUAGAGGGCCUUCGGGUCAAGAUGGUAGAGACGGGUAUGGACCUUCUGGACCCAAAGGACAUAAGGGAAGCACUGGAUACUUUGGCCUCCCUGGUUUGCAGGGUGAGGAUGGAAUGAAAGGAUCCAGUGGAAGUAAAGGACAUAAAGGUUAUCGAGGAACAACGGGAAACACUGGUCGUUCGGGUCCUCCAGGGGCUCCAGGAGAGAAUGGGAUGGAUGGACACAGGGGUGAAAAAGGACCUGCUGGAAUCAGUCUGAUGCCUGAAUGCGAACUGGUCGAAUACAUUCGCAAAAACUGCCCUUGCUGUUCUGGCAAUGGUACCCGGUGUCCGGUUUACCCCACCGACCUGGUGAUAGCUUUGGACACGUCUGCCAGUGUGACUCCUCAGGUGUUUGAGCGAAUGCGUUCCGCUGCUCUGUCCUUACUGGAAGACAUUUCCAUCGCUGAGACCAACUGUCCAUGGGGAGCGCGAGUGUCUGUGAUCUCCUACAGCAACGAGACCAGGAAUCUGAUCCGUUUUGCAGACCACCUUAAGAAGAAUACCCUUCUGGAAAUGGUACAAACAUUUGCUCUUGAAAGAACCACAAAAACCAGAGACAUCGGACAAGCCAUGAGCUUCGUGGCCCGGAACAUCUUCAAACGAGCGCGAAAGGGCAGGCUUAUGAGGAAAGUGGCAGUGUUCUUCACAAAUGGACCAUCGAGGAAUGAAUCGAACCUUGCGACAGCCAUGCUGGAGUUCAAGGCAGCAGACAUCGGUCUCGGAGUGAUCGCCUUAAGUCCUGCUGAUGACGUGAGCCGAGCAAUGCAGAUUGACGACACAAGAAGCUACGUGGUUGUUGAUGGCAGAGGAGUAAAUCACAUUAAACGGUGCAUCAUUUGUUUUGAUCGUUGUAACCCGGACUCAGUGUGUGGUGUAAUUCUGCGACCUCCACCCCUUCAGAUGGACUUGGAUCUAUCUGUGCUAUUGGAUGGAUCGGAUAACCUGGACACUCAACAGUAUGUGAAUGCGAAAGAGCUCCUGCUCUCUCUGUUGGAGCAGAUCGGUGUGAGUAGUGAGCCGAGCAGAGCCGACGGGAAAACCAGAGUGUCCGUCUACCAGCAGAGCUCCGUUUACGGCUCCUCUUACAUCAACGAGGAGUUCAGCUUCACUAAAUUUAAAGAUCGCGGUCUCAUGAAGAGACACGUUACUGAAACAACUAAGCAAGUGGGCGGCACGUCCCAUCCCGAGCUUGCUUUGGAGUGGCUGAUUACUAACAUUAUCCUGAAAGCAGAAAGACCACGAAACAAACGAAUGGUCAUGGCUGUUUUUGGUAAAAACUCUGAGCACAGCAAAGCUCAGCUUGAUUAUUUGUCUAGAUUGUGUGAGUGCCAGAAUGUUGUUAUGUUUAUCCUCAUGGCGGGACAGAGAUUCAACUGGACCCGGAUGGAGAAGCUCACCAGCUCUCGUCUGGAACAGCACUUGGUAUUCCUGGAUAACAGAGAUUACAGCACACGCUUCACUCACGCCUUCCUGCAUAUGCUCCACAGAGGAAUCUUGCCCCAGCCAUCAAUACUGCCUCAUGACUGUCGUAGUUUUGUGUUGAGACCUGUUGAAUCUGGACAACAAACCACAGAGAGAGAUAUUUUGCCCACCGAAGAACCCACCGAAGAGCUCAUUACAACAGAGGAGCCUCUGGAUUAUUAUGAAGAUGUUGAUGAUGAGCAAAACACAGAACCAGUCAUUGAACCCAAUCAACCCAAUGACACUGAACGAUUUACAGAAGAGCACAAAGAGGACAAAACCCAGCCCCCGAACAAUAAAGCACGAUGCUUCCUUGAGAAAGAUUCUGGCCGUAUGUGUGGAUCGUAUGUGUCCAGAUGGUACUACAGCCAGCAGACUAAGAAAUGCGUGCACUUCUGGUACGGUGGUUGUGGUGGAAAUGAAAACCGAUUCUUGACAGAUGACGAGUGCUUUAAGGAAUGCGUGUCUACAGAAUCUGAAAAUCUUCCAGAAGAUGAUUCCAGUUUCAAGGACAUUUGCCAGCUCAGUCUCGACACAGGAACUUGCACAAACUUCUCAGUGAAGUGGUACUACAGCGUCAGCAGUGGCCAGUGUGUCCAGUUCUGGUACGGAGGCUGUGACGGGAACAGCAACAGGUUCAACACUCAGGAAGACUGUGAGAUUCGCUGUCAGAAACGUAUCGCCAAACAUCUAAACUCUGAUAUCUAAAUGGAUUCACAAAGAAUUCAGAAUCAAUUUAUCUACUUUUGGCAGCUUCUACUUUCAUGAUCACGACUGUCAAAGGGAUACCUAUAAGAAGUUUUAGCUAAAUGUAUUUUAAAUGUAUUUAGCUAAAUCUGAGUGUAAGAAAGAUUUGGUUACAAGAGCAGAAAUUGUUCAAAGGUGAAGUUUAUAAUGAUGCCUCAUCAGUGCAAAAAUAAUGAUUUAGUUUCUAUAAUUUCAGUCAUUGCUUGAUGAAACAAAUAAGCCCACCUCAAACUCACGUCAUUGGCUGAAACAGGUUACGAUUCAAUUUGGCGCCAUUAGUAGUAUAGAAGAUACAUUCUUCACUUUUAACAUAAAACAUUAUUUUAGAUGUUUAUUUUAAUCACCUUUAUAAAACCUCAUUUUCACAAUAUUCCUUGAGUGAAUUGUCCAUGUUUUUUUGGUUUUUUUUAAAUGCACAUUGUCAUCAAGACGACUGUUAAGAGGAAUAAAAAAACUAUGAAAAUAAGAAUGUGUGGCAUACAUUUCUAAUUAAGAGGUCUCGUUUUUUCCAAUACUUUAAAUGUUUCUUAAAAGACCCCGGAUAUACAGUAAAAUAAAAAAAACAGUCUAUACUGUUAACACUUAAUGGAAAAUCAGCCUUAUUUAAAUGACUAAACAUGUAGUGUUUGAAAAAAAAACCCCACUAAGUUAGGUAUGAUAGUUAGUUGCAUGUGUUUUUUAGGGUUAGGAUGCAUGCCAGAAGAGGGUGCUGUCUCAUAAAGUGUGUUAUUUCAAUGUUCAGAAUACAUUCUCUCUUCCCCAGUUUAAAGGAAUAGUUCACCCAAAAAAGUUAAAAUGUCCAUUGAAGUUCAUUGGAGAAAUGUAGCACAAAAUCACUCGUUUACCAGUGAAUCCUCUGCAGCGAAUGGGUGCCGUCAGAAUGAGUCCAAACAGCUGAUAAAUCAACAAUUUGGUCAAGACAUCCUCGAUCCAUGAUACUGCGAUUAGUGCGAGUUUAGGAUGUGAAUAUUGAUAAACUGUAAAUAUUUUUGCUAUUCUGUAUUCAGUGUGGUGGCGGUAGCAACACCGAAGGUUUUUCAGUUCCGUUCAUCGGUUUUAAUGACAGUUAAUGCGUUCAGGACAGUGUAGUAAAAGCACACAGUAAAAUUGAGAACGUAGUUACAGUGACUUCAGUCCUGCAGUUCCUGCAUUGUCCCCGACCGCCGUUGACGGUCCCGUCGGUUUAAGUGCAAUCCCGGAGGCCGGUCAGAAUCCCCCGUGGGUUUUAUUGCUGAUGUGAAGCAUGUUCAGCCCUUGUUUAGAGAGGAGGGUAGUCUUCCUCACAGACGAUAUUGAGAAAGCACGGGGAAUGUCUUUUAGAGAAAUGUGAUAUUAGCACUGAAUAGAAGUUCUCUGAUCAGUCCAGAGACUGCUGAAAACGUCCGAUACCAUCCGUCUCGUCUCAGAGACGACCGCAAAAUCCUCUCGCACCAUUUAAAACAAUUGAAACCAGGCUUUACAUCGUAAUGAGAACAUGUACAACUAACAGAAGCACUAUUAGAACGUUUAAAUUACUGUUACAGUUCAUUUUGUUGAAUAAACACUAUAUACUAAAUCAUGAAAUAUACACAACCACUCUUAAGUAUAAUAGUAUUGUAAUAUCUAACAGUGUUAGGAAGUUACAGAUGCUUUUUGUCAAUUAAUGUUUUUUUUUAUUUUAAUUUUUUUAUUUUAUAUUUAUGUAUUUGAAUUGCAUAUAAUAAUGUAAACUUAAAAACUUAAUGCGAUGCGUAUGUCAGUCAUACAUAAAAUAAACGUUAUAAUUUCUGCACUCAAAAAAACGUAUCCUUUUUUAUUCAAAUACUCAUAUUUAUUCAGAUCGCUUAGAAUCAGCAUAAAUGAGUUCAUUGUGAAAAUAUAUUUUAUUAAAAUAAAUAAAUAAACACGAACAUCAUUAAACGUCUUGCCGUGGAACAGGCAGUUACAGUAGCUGCAAAAUGCAUGUCUUGUAUUUAUUGACGAUGCACGAUCUGGUAAUUGUGUAUUUAAGAUGGGUUCAGUUUAUUAGUUCUGUUACAGAAAGCAACCCUGAUUCAUUUAUGUGGGACUGACAAAUAUGCAGCUUGAAAUAUGUUGAUGGUAAAACAAUCUUAUCCAAAUGGACGGAAAUUUUCUAUGCAAUUCAAAAACAUGAAAUACUUUUUAAAUGUAGCUCGACUGGCUUUAAUAGCUUUCCAAAAAACAAGGUCUUUUAUUAGUAGUAGCAAGGCAGUAUGAAAAUCCGACAUUGUAAUCCAACGUCGUGUCACAUUAUGGUCCACUGAGAUGCAGUUAUAAUCAAACAUGCUCCCCUCGCAUCACAGCGUCUGAUUUAUUGUAGUAAAUUAGUUGAGUUUAGAAAAAAAUGAAUGCAUAAAAAAUGUACGGGUUCGAGCCCCUGGCGUUAUAAGUGCUUUUUUUUAAAUAAUGUUUUGCUGACGUUUAACGUCAGUUCAUCUGUUUAUAUUCAGUUCAGUGUUUAUUCCUCAUCGUACAGACCUGAUUACAAAAAGUCUAACUAUCUUUUCCUAAAUCCCAUCUAUUUUACAUCGGGAGUGGCUUAUACGCUUUUAAGCAUUGCUGGUUUAUUAUACCAGUUUUUUUUUGUUUGUUUUUGGUUUUUUGUGUCAAGUAUCUCUGCAGGUGUAAACAACAACAACACAA
Molecule: messenger RNA, 11055 nt
Organism: Puntigrus tetrazona (Sumatra barb)
Lineage: Eukaryota; Metazoa; Chordata; Actinopteri; Cypriniformes; Cyprinidae
Product: collagen alpha-3(VI) chain
Exons: 42
Coding region: 34-8373 (2779 amino acids)
Molecular function (GO): serine-type endopeptidase inhibitor activity
Source: RefSeq, a predicted model, not a curated record